AGACUAACCGCCAGCGAUUCCCAAACUCAAAAUGGAUCGCCUCUCAACUGAACUCCUCUCCAUGAUCGCAGCGGAAGCUGCUGCGUCUGGACCACAAAUUGACAUCAACACAGUCUUCGAUGUCUGGGACUCUGAUGACACGUUGAAAAUUCCCCGAACGUUAUCACGAGAUAAUUCCCUUGCUCCAUUCGCCGCCGUUUCACACAAUUGGCAGCUCGCUUUUGAACCGUUCACUUUUCAUACCCUUGUCAUCUCGCCGAAGAGGCUGGUUGAGGCGGCACAGCACGGGUAUCUCACUCAACGACGGCUGGGGUAUGUUCGCUUUAUCGCAGUUCUCAUCGCCUUUCCGCUUCCGCGACCGUGGGAUACUCCCAUUGUAUUCCCCCCAGAACUGGAUAUAAGAAAGGACCUUUUCAGAGCCAGAGGUGAUACCGGAGAUGUCUCAUCCGAGGAUGAGGUCGAAGGAGUUGAAGAAGACGACGUUGAUGGCGACGGUGACUAUAUUACUAGCGUAAUCGACUUCCCCCAUCCAAGAGACAGAGGCUACGAUAGAGUAUUCGCCAAGAUGAUAAGAAUUCUCUUCAGCACCCUCAAAUUGGCUCCUGUCCACGAGAAUCACCAACCAUACAUCGAUAUACGGCUCGGCUUCCCAGUCCCUCGGGAAUACGGACUGAGCCGCAUUUCCGGCCCUGAAGAGAUGGAAGCAAAUACCCUAGAAGGCCCUUGGCUUACAACUGUCUAUCUCGGUAUGAACCACGACGGUGAGGAGCUACCAGAAUUGCCGUCCAUAGCUUCAUGCAGUUUUGAACUCGUCUCGUGGAGUUUAUGCUUCGAACCUCACACGGCAUGCAUCAUUGGAAGCAAGAUGCCGUGUCUGAAGAAACUCAAACUUCAUCUUAGCGAUAGAGAGUUAAAAAACAAAGGUCUUAGAAAUGAGCUGAGAAAGAGUAAGGUCUCCAUGGGCUACACACCUGAGUCGCUGACAGUUCUGUAGAGCUCGCAAAUUCGCUGUCUAUCUUGCCACAGAGCAUCUACGACUUCGAUUUUCAUUAUUCACGAGGUAUAUCACGGGAUCACUCGCACAUACCCACGAGUAUACUAGAUCCAGAAGAAAACUCCGAUCACCUUAGCCAAGCGCUCUUCAACUUCUCGCAGCGAGAGAACACAACGCGAUUCUCGGCGAAGGGAAGUUUCGAACUGACUAUAAUGGGACCAUCAGAAGAAGCUCUGUCUGGCUGUCUUGGCUGGUCGAAACUCGAAUACUAUGAGAUCGGGUUUCUUGCGAUAACCCCCGCUGGAAAGUGGCUCGCGGUACCCUAUAAGGACGAUCCGAACACUGACAUUUUCAAAACCAAACGAUGGGGUGCACCGAGUGGGCGGUCGCGAGGUUAUUUCUCAAGUUUCGUCGUCAAUGAAUUCAGAGGUCCAAUUGAUCCAGACUAUGCACAUGAACUACUCUGCGCGGCAGGACAGGCAGCUUCUCACAUGCCCCGGCUACAACGAAUGGUUAUCAAUGUCGGUGUGAUCGGGGGCUACAGGGUCUCUUACAACAGCGCCAAAGUUGAGCCUUGCAUGAGAAUUGUUGGGAAGAAGCUGCAGCCGCCGAUGGAAGACAUGCUUCGAAUUUGGCGUCGCAUAGCGAAUGAGCAUGAUCACAAGUUCGUCCUUCGUUGGAAGGACACAGCCAAAAUAAAAACGAGAAUGGAAAAUUUUGAGUAAUUUGGUCAUGGGAUUUCUGUAUUAAGAUCAUAGAUGAUAUAUGAGAAUCAAUGGGUAUCAAUGUUGCUGGUCGGGUCCCGUGUUUGCCCCUGGUAGAUGAACUGUCCUUAAUCCUGAACUCCUCCCAAUGAUAUGCUGUAUUGCAAAUGAG
Messenger RNA from Fusarium odoratissimum NRRL 54006, 1870 nucleotides. RefSeq lists its product as uncharacterized. Bases 32 to 994 code for a protein of 320 amino acids. Lineage: Eukaryota; Fungi; Ascomycota; Sordariomycetes; Hypocreales; Nectriaceae. The transcript has a single exon. The record is from RefSeq and is a predicted model, not a curated record.